UCACGAGGAAUGCCAAAUUUAUUAAGCUACAGGUCAUUUAACUGGAAUGGGCUGAUGGACAGUGGUGAACAUUUAUUAUUGGGCGCCUGGGCUUGGGAUAAGUCGCAGCUUUGCCAACUGUGUAUACAAUGACACACGUCUUAUUUAUUGCUCGGCGUGAGCAAUAUCACGUAAUACUGUUUAUUCUGUUUGUUUAGAUCAUUGUGGCAAACAGCAGACUACGUAGUACUAUCUGUCCCAGUGAAAACUACGAUCAGUUUUGUACAUUGUGUAUAUUUACCAAACAGCAGCUGAACCACCGGGCUUGGCUAUAUGACAUACAUAUAUGAAAGAUGAUAUUGGGAGGUACGCACGAGGUUUCAGCUUAGCUCAGCUGCAAACCGCUGCAUACCUCUCUGACGGAUGGCAGGAGGGGAAACGUGAAAUCCGCUCUGACGAACACUACCAGGUUAGCUGGAAAAGAGAGCGCGGCUGACCGUGGAAAAGGCCCAGUAAAUAAUUGAAACCACAGGCGGAGAGAUGGUGCAGUGAAGAUCAGCUGCACCGUACACCUGGUGCUGUGUGCGGGUCGGGAGAAGAGCUAGAGAGAGGAAGAGAGGCUUGUCACUCGGACAGCUUGUCUCUCAAUAAGUCCCUCUGUUCACAGACUUCCAUACAGGAUGGGGGCUGUGGCAAGCUACGAGAAAAAAUUACUGAUAGGUGUAACUAUUGCCACCCUGGUAGGUUACUUGAUGCAAAUUAUAGCCAUCGGAACUAACUACUGGCUGAUCGUGGUCUUCCCAGAUGUGGCUUUCACCAAUUCCACCGUCGUGGUUCGUACCCACUCGGGCAUUUGGGUGACCUGUGUGGUGGAGUGGUCACGGGCGACCGAAGAAGAGGAGGAAUCGUGUGAGUCUCUCUCGAUGUUUCCGACAGAGGAACAGCUGAAAAAUCGCCCGGAUGUAGAUUCCAGGUUUUUAGAUUUUCGUCGGACUGAGGCAGCAUUUAGCAUUAUAGCUAUGGUAAUAAUGUUCCUGGGUCAUUUUUUCGCACUGUAUACGUUCAAAAGGCCUCGGUACAUCCACAAGAGGCUAACUGGCUUACUUCAUGUAAUGGCAGCUGCUUGCGUGCUGGUUAUCAACGAAGUGUUUUCAAAUUCGGUGGCAUAUGCAAAACAGAGCCUUCCUCUUCGACAUCCUCUGGGUAGUAAUCAGAGUUAUGGAUUUUCUAUUGUUCUAUCAUGGCUUGUUUUCGUGAUUUACCUGAUUGCCUUUGUGUGUUAUCUCGUGUGUUCUCACAAACGGAAACACGAAAUGGCGGAUAGUAUCGAUGUUUUGGCUGAUGAAGAUGAGCCUGUUCAACUUGGCAGAGUGUAAUUAGAUAUCCAGUCCUCUUGAAACAGAGCCAGUAGACUGACAUCUUGAAAUAAAAACUGGGGUGAAAUAGAGGCAGCGAACUGACUCUGAGAACCAAUGAGCUGACAUCGUGAAGUGCAGCCAGCGAACUGACCUGCUUAUAUAGAGCCAGUCAACUUACCUCGUGAAGUUAGAGCCAGUAAAUUCACCUCGUGAAAGCGAGCUGACCUGCUGAGACAGAGCCAGAAAACUGACCUUAACAAAUACAUUAACUGUAGUUUAAAGCCGUUAAGUGGACAAGUUGGUAAAACGGUGACAAUUGAUGUCAGCGAGGAGGCAAGAAAACAGGACCUUCGUACACAAGGUCGUUAUAACAAUACCACAGGUUCUGCUGAAUUAUGAAACACCAUCUGGCAUUACAAUUCCAUUAUAUAAGUAACAUAUACGACUUAUGCUUGAGCAUAGGAUUCGAAAGACUUGGCCUAAUUAAGACGCCAUUACAUGGAGCCCAGUGGCUUAUACGUGAUGAUAUUCAGAGGAUGCAUCUAUGAUAUAAAAUGGAAAGAUAAAGUAUGCUGCAAAUCCACAACAUGCAAUCACGGAAAGUGUUUUCAGAGUGGCGUCAACUCAAACAGGGCUAAUAUGCAAGUAAUUUUCCCGCCCGGGGACAUGGAGUCGCCAAGCGAUUGUUGACUUUGCCUUGACAAAGUGGGUUGAUUGUUAUGGCGGGGUUUGUCCUAAUGGUGGGGAAUGCUUCAGUAGGGGAGCGAUUGCAGGAAACCUGGCUGUGAUGGAUACGGCUAGACAACCCACGGGAAUCAUAGUUUGGGUGGAGGUAAGGUGUCAGCAUGAGAGAACUGGUCAUGGGUUAGGACUAAAAUCGAUCGGUGUAGCCUUCCAAGUCUGAGAGUCAUUUGACACAUCCGCCAUACGUCAUUUCCUCAAUAUUCCUGUGAGACAAACUGUCGACGAUAGGCGUUGCCAUGAGUUGCCGACCUUAAUUCAUACAUUGUCAGUUCUUUCUUAAACUGUGUAUGGUAUAAUAAUUUCCUUAUUAAGCUUUAUAGACUUAUAGUUGUGUAGACUUAGGCAGGGUGAGCAAAUGCAUCUUGAUGGUGUUUCACUGGUAAUCGGCUAGGUUUUCAAGUCGUGUUGUACAGAAAUUCUACAUUUCUGCUUUCACUACGGCAGGGAUUUGAGUGAUGCUGACAGGAAUGGACAUUCUGGUGCUUCUAUGAAACAUACGAUGUAACACCAAAUGAACUGAAAUAAUUUACUCUGUAUUUUUCUCUUACUUGAAUUCUCUUGCCAUAAAUGCCACAUGGUUAUCUUAAUUUAUUUUGUUUAUGACAUAUAUCCUGAGCCCAGUUCACCACAUUGGCUUCCAACAUAAGUAUUAAAAUAUAUCUGUCUAUUCAGACUGCUGUUAUGCAAUGAUGAACGUUGCAGGUUGUUACAGGUGUUUUCAUAUCUGUGGGAUGAUUAGUGGAACAAUUUAUUGCAUUGUUCUAUAGUACUUGAAGAGUAUUUGAGAGAAAUUCAUGAAAGAUUUUUGUUAAGAAACGUAUUCGCAGGACAAAAAAAAUCUAUGGCAUUAUUUCUCUGUACGUUUCACUUUAUAGUGAUUGCAUUGGUCGUUUCUGUUGUGUCCCUGGGAGUCGUGUCGAAAACUAAUCGUAGCUUUUAGAUAAGCUUAACUGCCUUGAUCAUUUGCCUGAUGAGUAUAGACGUGCUGUAGCUAACGCAGUCAAAUAACUAAAAUCGCAUAGUGAAUGAAUUGUGCCCUUCUGAUUAAUGUGCUUUUAAAAUGAUACCAGAGUUCGUAUUUGACUAUUGAAUCUGUCCAUUUUCCUACGGACAUAUGGGCAGUAACACUUGUGAAGAUCAUGAACUCGUGUAUAACUGUGUCGAAUCUGUAUCACAGAAGACUCGUAGUGUAUCUGGCGUGGUGUUUGUUGUGUGCCGCCACCUGUUUUACCAUUAACUGUGUAUACACCCCUCGUUAUGCACUACAAAAUCAAAUAUGCACCAAACAAAUCUUCUCUCAUCCUGUUGGUGGAUGCAUGUGGUUCAGAACAACAGUCUUGCUAUCAAGCUUUGGCCUAUGAAUGCGGUUCAUAUCAAAUGUCACACCACUUACAUGUAGCUUAGGCCUUUGAAUGUGUUUGAGAACAACAGUCACGCCAGUAACAUGUAGUUUUGGCCUUUGAAUGUGGUUGAGAACAACAGUCACACCAGUUACAUGUAGCUAAGGCCUAUGAAUGUGAUUCAGAACAACAGUCACACAAGCUACAUGUAGCUUAGGCCCAUGAGUGUUGUUCAAAACAACAAUCACCCUUGGGUCUGUUGAUUAGAACCAUCGUCACACUGGCUAAUGUAUGCAUAUCUUCUUAGCAAUGAGUCACUGCUAACAGGAACCUGUCUUAACUGUGACUUUGAUGAAAAGUUGGACCCAAUGGAGAACUGAAUGGAGAACAAGGUCUUUAUACUGCUUCGCUCAUAACGAAUCUUGAUUUUGUGGUUAAAAUGGUUUUUCAGUUCUCAGUAUCUUAAAAUUUUACUUUGACGUUGUUGUGGAAACGGUGCAGGCGUUUUUCCGUCGGAAUACAAACACAUCAUGAUAUCAAUAUUAUCCUAGCAUUGGGUUUUAACGAGUUUUUGAAGUUAAGUUUCUUGUUAAUAUUAUUUCGGAAAAGCAUAUUUUACUGAAAACAAAGGAUCUAACAUAGAAGAUGUGAUAGAUUUUACAGCGUGGUUGCUACUCUUGUUCUGUGGAUACCUGUAAUAUAAGACAGCUGUAAAUACAUAUCGCAUUUACUCGCUCUUUCUCUUCAUUUUGUUCUGGGGAUGCUAAAGUUUCGUACGGCAGCUUCGUUUUACACGAGCGUAUUCGACUCAAACUACUUGGUAUCACUGUAUAGAACUUCAUAAAAUGCAUUUGUUUGUUGCUGAAAAACAUUUACUUAAAAUGUCGCUUUCAGUCUACAUUCAGCAUUGUUCACAUCCUGAUUCUUUAGGUCAUAGUUUAUUCUAUCUGUUUGUACAUGCAUGGUGAAACUGCAUUUUAUUCGAAACGUACAUUCAACUGAGGAAUUUUCAUUUGAUUUAAUCAAUAAGAAAUUUAAUCAAUAAGGUGUUAAUUUGUAACACCUUUCAUGUACUCCAUGUGUUUUCUAAGGGAAAGUGAUUAAACCAGAUGGUAAAGUGCUGGUUAAUGUCCUCGUGACUGAUUCAUUCUUCCUCGUGACUGAUUCAUUCUUCCUCGUGACUGAUUCAUUCUUCCUCGUGACUGAUUCAUUCUGUUGUACAGAACAAUCGUUUGUGCGUUUACCUUAGUUUCGAUGUAUUAUCAGGUAUGGUUAGUACCUUCGUGGUGCGAACCGUUUUGUCUUCCAAUAACAAUGGACAUGAAACUGUCAAUAUGAUGUAAGUAUUCUCUCUUGCAACCUGUAUGCAUAUUUUGCUAUCAAAGGUGGGUUAUUUUUGUACUGAUUUGACAACCACGAAAUUCCUAUUCUCUCACAUUUUAUUAUCAUGAUCUCACUUCCCGUGAUGCACUUUGAUACGUGUAUUUCUGAUAUUUACUCUUUAAUGCUUCCUUCACCCUUAUCACAUUUUUGCGAAUAAAUUGUUU
Messenger RNA from Liolophura sinensis, 4968 nucleotides. RefSeq lists its product as uncharacterized. Gene Ontology annotation, cellular component: plasma membrane. The record is from RefSeq and is a predicted model, not a curated record. NCBI's taxonomy places the organism in Eukaryota, Metazoa, Mollusca, Polyplacophora, Chitonida, Chitonidae. The transcript is spliced from 4 exons. The coding region runs from base 660 to 1355 and encodes 231 amino acids.